AUGGAAGGGGCCCUAACUGCCCGGGACAAAGUUGGGGUUCAGGACUUUGUGCUUUUGGACUCGUACACCAGUGAAUCCGCUUUUUUGGAUAAUCUCCGCAAGCGCUUCCGAGAGAACCUCAUAUACACAUACAUCGGGACCCUCCUUGUCUCGGUGAAUCCCUACCAGGAGCUGGGUAUCUACACGAUGAAACAGAUGGAGCUUUACCAAGGGGUGAAUUUCUUUGAGCUGCCACCACAUGUCUAUGCCAUAGCGGAUAAUGCAUACCGUAUGAUGUGCUCUGAACUCAACAAUCACUUCAUCCUGAUCUCUGGGGAGAGCGGUGCUGGCAAAACGGAGGCGUCCAAGAAGAUUCUCCAGUACCUGGCAGUGACUUGCCCAAUGACUCAAUCACUACAGAUAGCCCGAGAUCGAUUAUUGCUCUCCAAUCCAGUCCUGGAGGCUUUUGGAAAUGCAAAAACUCUCCGAAAUGAUAACUCCAGCAGAUUUGGCAAGUACAUGGAUAUCCAGUUUGAUUUUAAGGGAAUUCCAGUAGGCGGUCAUAUCAUCAGUUACUUGAUAGAAAAAUCUCGAGUCGUUUUUCAAAACCAUGGAGAACGGAAUUUUCAUAUUUUCUACCAGCUGCUGGAAGGAGGUGAAGAUGACCUAUUAUCCUACCUGGGACUUGUGCGAAGCCCCCAGGCAUAUCUGUACCUUACACAGGGUCGAUGUGCCAAAGUGACUUCUAUUAAUGACAAGAAUGACUGGAAAACUGUAGUCAAAGCUUUCUCCAUCAUUGAUUUUAAUGAGACUGACUUGGAGAACCUUUUUGGCAUUGUCGCCAGCGUCCUACACCUGGGGAACAUUCAUUUUGUAGAAGAUGAAGCUGGAUGCAUCACUAUUCCUGACCAGAGCCAGAUCAGAUGGAUAGCAAAGCUGUUAGGCAUCCACUUGUCGGCUCUUGAGGAAGCUCUGACAUAUAGAAAGAUUGAAGCCAAAUCAGAAGAGGUCUUAUGCCCAUUGAAUAUAGAUCUGUCAGUCUACUCCAGAGACGCAAUGGCUAAAGCUAUUUAUGGACGGACCUUCACCUGGCUUGUCAACAAGAUCAAUGGCUCCCUUGCCAACAAGGACUUCACUCGAAAGACCGUGAUUGGGUUGCUUGACAUCUACGGAUUUGAAGUCUUUGAUAAGAAUGGUUUUGAACAGUUCUGUAUCAAUUACUGCAAUGAGAAACUUCAGCAGCUGCUGAUAGAGAUGACCCUGAAAGCAGAGCAAAUCGAGUACGAGCUGGAAGGCAUCGAGUGGGAGCCCAUACAGUACUUCAAUAACAAGAUUAUAUGUGACUUGGUAGAAGAGAAACACAAAGGAAUUAUUUCCAUUCUGGAUGAAGAAUGCCUCCGGCCUGGUACUCCUACAGACCUGAGUUUCUUGGAAAAAUUGGAAGAGAAAGUAGGGAAACACGCUCACUUUCAGACGUAUGUACUUGGCCCUUGAUGAGCUGUGGGCAAGUUCUUCUCCUUCAGCGCAUACGUGAUCCCUUGGAGAUUCUCUAAGCCACCCCCAAGGCAGCUGAUUUAUGAGAAUUUUUUAAA
Messenger RNA from Monodelphis domestica (gray short-tailed opossum), 1571 nucleotides. Its product is annotated as unconventional myosin-Ih-like. Lineage: Eukaryota; Metazoa; Chordata; Mammalia; Didelphimorphia; Didelphidae. Gene Ontology annotation, cellular component: cytoplasm; myosin complex; microvillus. Gene Ontology annotation, biological process: actin filament-based movement; actin filament organization; endocytosis. Gene Ontology annotation, molecular function: actin filament binding; microfilament motor activity; ATP binding. The record is from RefSeq and is a predicted model, not a curated record.